CAAUCAUUUCCACAUAUUCCACUACUUUACUUCUUAUGCUACUUUCUUCAUUUCUUCUCAUUCUUUCAACAAAGUUUCCAUUUUCUCUUUUCCCAAAAAGAAAUCCCAUUUUUCACAUCAAUUCCAUUCUUAUACAUCAUGCUUUCAACAAUUUCUUGAGUUCAUGGAAGGUGUAGAAGCAAAAUCUUCAUCUGGGUAUGGUAAGCCUCCAUGGAUAUUUAGAGGAAGUGCCUUGUAUCAACUCCAUCUUGUGAAAGCAGAGAAAGCAAGAGCAUGUAUUCCAAAAGAAUUCAAAUUGGUUGAAGCUUUUGGAUAUACUCUUGGUGGAUUUUUUCUAGCUAGUUAUGAUGAUAGUCCAGUCGGUGCCUUUGAUGAGCUUGUUGUGAUUGCAGGACUUGUUUGGAACCGCCCAACAUCAUGCGCAUGGGCAACAAGGGUGUACGUGAACAACAAUGAGGCUUGCUCUCAUGGAAGAAAGGAUGUGGGGCUUCCAAGUCAAGUGGCUAGAUUUUCCAAGACUAUUUCAGCAGUCUCAAGACAAUCAAGAGGCUGGAAUGGAUUUUCAAAUAUGGUUCAAAUAGGUUCCGAGUUCCGCAGUCCCAAUGAUCAUCUAAAUGUUCAAGUAACUGAAAUCAAAUCUCUGGAUGCAGCAGAUCCUUGUCAUAUAAGUCUCACAAGUGCUGCAGUUCCUGAUUUGAGGUUCGACCGUUGGAUGGGGCCAACAAUUAAAAUGUCACUUCCAAGUUUUAGUGGAGGCACAGAGUUUAAUCCUAACCUCCUUAAGUACUCUUGCCAGAUUGAAUGCAGGGUGCAAGCAGUGAAGCCUUUGAAGGUUUCAAGAUCAUUCCCUUUAACAAAUGUUGAUGACAAAGAUCAACAAUCUUUACAAGACUAUGAAGGAAGUAUCCAUAUGACUAAAGAUCAUGAAAAACAAAACUUCAGCACCUAUGUGAUGUUAUCAAAACCUAUAUUAGCACUCAAGUUUGAUCAAAUGAAGAUGCAGGUAGAAGCUCCUAUUGUUCUUUACCAUUGCCCUAAUUCUUUAGAACCUACUACUUUUAGCUCUGUUCCAUAAACAAUAUUACUAAUGUAGUAAGCCUUCUUGCUUAUGAAUGUAAUUCUUCAGAAAUAGAUGCAUCAUGUAUGCACAUUCAUUCUUGAAUUUUUGAGUCAAUCACUAUUUUGAUCCUUAGAACAUACUA
This is a messenger RNA of Medicago truncatula (barrel medic), 1202 nucleotides long. Its product is annotated as protein NEOXANTHIN-DEFICIENT 1. The record is from RefSeq and is a predicted model, not a curated record. The coding region runs from base 164 to 1075 and encodes 303 amino acids. Lineage: Eukaryota; Viridiplantae; Streptophyta; Magnoliopsida; Fabales; Fabaceae. The transcript is spliced from 11 exons.